GAACACGCCGCGUGGUUCUCUCGUAGAACGGUCAGUGGCGUUCCGCCGCAAGUGUCCGGCAGCGGCGUAGCAUGAUUCGCAGCAGUAUCAUAGCAGUACCUAAAUAAUAAUAUUAUACUUCUUAUAGCACCCGCAGCGGCCAACCCGAACAAUAUCGUCUCCGUCACAGUAUACCGUGGUUAUCGUAACGUAUAAUAAUAGACUAUAUUAGUAUACAUAUUAUAUAUAUGGAAUUACCGUCACGAUACACGACUAUGGAAGCGUCGUCGUCGUCAGCGAAGCGGUCUGUGGCCGUCGUGACUUCCGCGUUGCACUGUUGGUCGUACACAGAAGCGGAGCGCCAGCAUCUGUUCAGGGUGUCCCGGUUGUUCAUCACGUCUUAUUACGUAUACGUGUCGUACUACGGGCUGUUUGUAUUGGACUUAAACGGCGUUGAUCAUCCCACGUGGGGCGAUCUAGGUUCCAACUGGUGGUGGAAAUGCGUCUCCGUGUGGAAUCUGGUGUUGCAAGUUGCUUACUUUAUUUAUUGCACGGUAUUCAUAGAUUAUGCUGAUUCUGGUCCUGGAAAAUCGUGGAUAAAACCACGGUUGCAACAAAACAAGAAAAUAAGAGAUUUCAUAUUUGUUAGCCUUGUAUUUCCAGUAACAAUUGAUGUAUGUGUUAUGUUUUGGGCUAUCUGUGCAGUGAACAAGCCGCUGCUGUUUCCAAACGAAAUGAAUAAUUGGAUACCGGAUUGGUAUAACCACGCUGUGCACACCAAUCCGAUUGUGUUAACGCUGUUCGAUAUGGCCACCACCAAGCAUAGUCUACCCAAACUGAUUGAAUCCACGACCGGUUUGUUUAUGCUGUCUGGCUCAUACGUUACAUGUUUACUUUAUAAUAAAUUUACAACUGGGAGAUGGGUAUAUCUUAUCAUUGGAGAAGUUACAGCAAGUUUGACGGAAGUGAUCAUUUAUUUUGCAGUAACGGCUUUUAUCAUGCCAUUUAUGUGUUUGCUAAUUGGUCACAAAAUGUGUUCAUGGUUUUCAAGCUCAAAAAUGGAAAAAAAAACAUUAAAUGUCUUAAGAAAAAAACUAUCAUAAAGGAUUUAUGUAAUAAAUAAUAGUCAAACCUUUA
Messenger RNA from Rhopalosiphum padi (bird cherry-oat aphid), 1116 nucleotides. RefSeq names its product androgen-induced gene 1 protein-like. The coding region runs from base 228 to 1082 and encodes 284 amino acids. The transcript is spliced from 5 exons. Gene Ontology annotation, cellular component: membrane; endomembrane system. The record is from RefSeq and is a predicted model, not a curated record. NCBI's taxonomy places the organism in Eukaryota, Metazoa, Arthropoda, Insecta, Hemiptera, Aphididae.